UUUUAUUUAAAAAAAAUUAAUACAUGGAACUAUUGGGCAGAACGCAUAUAACGUCUUUUAAGUCGGUUCAUUCACCAUCCAGCAGAACCUGACAUCUUUUAUUGCACUAAAGCGCCCCGUGGUGGUGAUGUUAAAAUGCACAGUGUGGGCAGUUAAGAAAUAUUACAACAUUAAAUGAAACAUAAAAUAACGGAGUAGUUUCCUUUCCUAUAUGGAAACUUACAUGAAACUUAAUACAUGUGAUUAAAUAUUUAUAGUUUAGAAAUAAAAUAACUGGUCCAGGAAAAAACGUGACUCCGACAGGACAGUAAAGGCAACACAACGAUUUUUCACCGAGACACGCCGUCCGUUAGACUGAGUUGCUUUCCCCCGAAGGAAAGUAAAUAGAUAAAACAACAACCUCGCUUUUGUGUUUUCUUCUCAGCAACAAAACAGUAAGUUUUACAUUUUAAUAUCAUUUUGUUUUAAUUUGGCUUUGUUAUUUAUCCUGAAUAAAAGAACGUUUAAUAAUACUACGUACAGUAGCUCGACUUAGCAUCUUUUAAAUUAGCCCCUUGUUUGAUGCGAUUGGCUAAUUUAUUGUUUAAUUCAGAUAUGUUGUUUGUAUGUUGGUUUUAAUUUAGAAAAUUAAAUUAAUUUAGAAAACUGAAAUGUACUGUUUGACUUUUUUUGCAUUUACAAUUUUUAUUUAAAUGGUCUUUUUUUAAUUACUACGUACAGUAUCUUAACUGUACUGUUAACUGUUGUUUUUCCUCUCAUCUUAUUCCUUACAAAUAAUUUUAAAGUUAAUAUUACGGAACUUUUAACAUGUUGUUAAGAACUAACAUUUAGUCAAAAAGAAACACCGACCAAUCUUUUUAAUUUAUUGCAUUAUGAAAAUUUAAUCGAAUGUGUAGAUUAGGGGAAAAACGCCCGAUGUGGUAUUGUAUUAGGAACUGCCAUGACAUCACGAUGGAUUUAGGGGCUACAUGGUCUUAGAGUUGUGUCCUAAGGCAGAUGCUUGUUUUUAUUUGAAUGAUUUUAAAUGUUUUGUCUUUCAGUCCGUUGCAGAGGCAACGAUGGCGUCCUUCAGAUGUAAAUAUUUUCACAAGAACUCAAGGCUUGAUGUGCUGAUCAGCAGCCUGAGGAAGGAGAACGUCUCUCUGAAGAAGGCCCUGCUGAAAUUAUCCCAUCAGCAGUCAGAGAAUUUCAAGAUAGUCGAGAGACUUAUCUCUUUCUAUGGUGGAAGUCCGGAGACUCCUCCGCAGCAGGUAAAUGAAGACAGUGAGACUGUUUUACCAUCUGCGUCCAGCAAAGAUGGACAAAACAGAAGGGAUACAGUCAAUAUGCAGAGGAUUUCCACCUACAUCACAGAGAUGGAAGAUAUCAAGAAGAAGCUUGUGACAAUUUCCACUCGGUGCCAGUAUCUUGAGAACAAAGCUAAAGAGAAGAAAAAGGACCUAACCUCAGAUGAACAAGCCUCUAGCAGCAACUUCACAGAACUUGAAACUCUUCUCAAAGAUGCCUUGGAGAAGAACAAGCAGUGGCUGAAAUAUGACCAGCAGAGAGAGGCCUGUGUGACGGCAAUCACGGCCAGAAUGAUAUGGCUGGAGAAGAAGCUGAACGGAGCCAAAGAGUCCUGCUCAAGGCAGCACAAUGACAACUAUUCACAUGAGAAGCAGAAAGUACUGCAGAUGCAGGAGUACUAUGAAGGGCUCCUACAGAAGGCCAAACACGAGCUUGAUGUGAUGAGGGAGCAGGUCACCAUAACGCAACAGAAACUGACAACAACUCAAAAACUGUGCUUGAAAAUGGAAACAGAGGCGGAGAAGCUCAAGCAAAUGCUGCGGACUGAGGAGAUGAGGAAUCAGCCAAGUUCAUGGAAAGAUCAUCAAGGCUCAGAGGAUGAAGCCAAACAUCUGAAAGAAAAGACUAAAGACCUUGAAUUCAAGCUGCGAGAGGAGAAGCGCAGGUCAGCGACCUUUGAGCUGCAGGUCGACCUCCUUCAGAAGUACAUGAUAAAUUCUCACAGUGAACACCAGGAAAAGAUUGCAGAUCUAGAGAAGCAGCUCUGCAAUGUCAACACCUCAUACAGCAGCAGGAGUUUACUCAAUGAAAGCUUCCUCAAGUGUCCUGGCUGCUGCAUGGAGUACCCAGCCAAUCACUAUCAAGAACUGAUGCAGCACAUAGAAAUGUGCCUUGACUAAGCUGAGCCUCAACCCUCCUGAUGCCUGUGUUUUUGUUUGCAAUAAUAAGAUAAUAAUCCUGUUAAAAUCAAAUGUUCUCUUUACAGUUUUCGCUCGUUAAAUGAUGAUCGCCUCUUAUUUCCAAAGAUGGUUGAAUGAUAAUAAAACAACACUAAUUAAUGAUAAUAACCACCUUUAAAACUAAUGAGUGAUGUGUGGCACGUCCUCAGGCCACACACACUCUUCAAACCUGACAAAUGUAGCUCGUCUAAGAUAAUCCCUUCCUGGUGCUAUUUAAGGACAUGGAUUAGCAAUGCUCAUCGAGAAUAUGAGAAGUCAAAGGUCGCUGCCUGUGGCUUUAAAAAGUAAGGCAAGGGCCGACCCUGUCUGUUAGCUUCAGAGAAUUAUGACCCGUAUAAACAGUCUGUACUACUGAGGAACAUAUAGUAUGACAGUGAGUCAGUCAGAAAGAGCCGCCACAACUGUGUUUUCUUUCAUGAAAGGCUUAAUUAGUGUGAGAAGAAAAUCCCAUUUUCUCUCAGCCUGUAAUCAACUAAUGUAUUACCGCUGGGGCAGUAAACCUGCUCACAGAGUAAAUAAAAGUGGUACCUGUUUAAUUGAGGCUCAGCAAUAAGCUCUCAAUUCACACAGAUUCACUGUUUAACAGGUGCACUGUCAACACAUGCAGUGAAUGGAGGUUACAACUGAGAUCAACACACAGGGAAGCCGUCUCAAUUUGGCUGGACCACAAACAGUAGCGUG
This is a messenger RNA of Cynoglossus semilaevis (tongue sole), 2927 nucleotides long. RefSeq names its product centrosomal protein of 55 kDa-like. The record is from RefSeq and is a predicted model, not a curated record. Gene Ontology annotation, cellular component: midbody. Gene Ontology annotation, biological process: regulation of phosphatidylinositol 3-kinase/protein kinase B signal transduction; establishment of protein localization; mitotic cytokinesis. The transcript is spliced from 8 exons. The coding region runs from base 969 to 2186 and encodes 405 amino acids. NCBI's taxonomy places the organism in Eukaryota, Metazoa, Chordata, Actinopteri, Pleuronectiformes, Cynoglossidae.